Molecule: messenger RNA, 719 nt
Organism: Arachis ipaensis
Lineage: Eukaryota; Viridiplantae; Streptophyta; Magnoliopsida; Fabales; Fabaceae
Source: RefSeq, a predicted model, not a curated record
AGGAGACGAGACGCGAGCGUGAUUUUAAUAUCUUUGAAUAUUCUGGAUUCGAAAUCGACUCGGCCCGAAUUUAGAGAGAUGAUACUGGUGGCGAUCGUCGCUGAGGUGCUGGAGGAGUAUACGGCGUUGCUGGCUCGUGUCGUGGAGUAGGUGUUCCAUUCAGCUCCUGUUCCCCAGUGGGUUCGCUUCCUUAUCCUCCAUAGUCUUCCAUUCACUUCCUCUCACCCAAGGACGGUUCACUGAUUCAGUUCCCUCUUUCCUGCCUCUGCUUCUUCCGUUUUUCUCUUUUCUCUCUCUAUUCUGUUUUUAGGUUAAUUUUUUUUAGUGAUGGAGAUUCUCGGUACAUGUGUACUUUCAUUGCCGAGCUUCUGUAAAUUCUUUUAUGUAUACUCUGCUUCUGUUGAUUUCUCUCAGAUUUUAUGUUUUAGCCCGUUUUUUGAAUUCCAGAUUACUUUAGCAACGAAGGACAGAGUGUUGUUAAUUCAAGAUUAGUUUUAGAUUAGUGUUAAAUGAUAUAUGCAGAUUUUGAUUCUCCGGUUGUUUGAAUUGAGUGGCAUGUUUCAAGCUUUUGGUUCAUGGUGAGUGAGUCGUGACUCGGACAAUGUAAGGGGAGUUGUGUUUGGACUCAGUAGUAGUGAGUAGGCGCGGGGAGUGUGUAGAAACUUCUCUUUUGUUUCUCUAUCAAUUGAUUAUGAUAAAUGAUAAUCUUUUUUAUUUUU